Molecule: messenger RNA, 1050 nt
Organism: Symbiodinium pilosum
Lineage: Eukaryota; Dinophyceae; Suessiales; Symbiodiniaceae
Source: the annotation of a GenBank genome assembly
AUGUCGCAGCCGGAUCAGCAAAGGGAUGAGCAGACAUUGCCGACGUUGGGUGGGCUCCCUCAGCAGCAGGAAUGUGCUAGGCAAAUCAACGAAGGUGUUGCUGAGGCUGAACAGGAGCAAAAGCUCAUAAUCAAGAAAACCUUCUAUGAGCUGGUAGCUCCGGAGCCAGUCUCCUGUGGAAAGCGGGCUUUGUCUUGCCCACCGCCAGACACUGAAGACACCGAAGGCCUAGACCCGCCAACUCCAGCUCCUCCAACCACUCCCCGGAAAAGCCCACAGACUCACGAGGCACAUCAAGAGAUGAUGAAGAUGGCCAGCCAGACCAACUGGGCUUCGCAGGGGAAGCCUUGGUCAGCUGUGCCAAGUGCUGGCUCGCAAACGGUGGCCAUGCCGUCAGUGACGGCGGCUGCUCCUGCCCCAGACAAUGCACUAGCCGGCCCUGUGGUUGUUGGUUUGAUUCAUCGCCAGCUUUGCUGGAUGCCAGCUCCAGUAGAGGCUGCCAGAGACCGCAGUUUGUGUCCAAGUCCUCUGCACAGAGCAAGUAACCAACAGGUGUGGCUCAAGAACAUAUGCAAGCGCUACCUGAAAGGGUUUUGUUACCACGGUAAAGAUUGCUGGUGGGACCAUGUGAGCCUUGUCGAGCUCGAAGAGCUGUACAGGAAGAUGGACGGCCAUCAACGCCUUCAUGGCAUGCGCCAGGAGCUGUUGGUUCUCCAAAAGCGCAGCGCAAGCAACGUGAUUGUGGGAUCCAACAACGGCCAGCCCGUGUGGGACUAUGCGCCAGCUCGUGUUGAUGCAAACGCCCAUGGUGUGCAUCCGCACAAGACGUGCGGACGCCACAAGCGGGUGGUUUGGCUGAAGGGUGUGUGCAAGCACCACUUGGAAAGCAAGUGCACCGGACAUUGGAAGGGACAGCCUUGCGCGUACCCUCAUCUCAACAACCCAGAUGUCCUCGGGACAAUCGUGGAGCUAUUGGACGAUGCAGAUGAUUUAGCCUCCAUGAAGAACCCGCGCCUGCUUUUCCGCAGCUCGAAGGGAAGCCUGGCCUGA